AUGGUACCCCCUCCUACCUAUCCAUAUGGCAUGCCCGCUUGCUAUAACCCACAAGCUGUCUGUGCUUAUCAUUCAGGGGCACCCGGACAUUCAAUUUUGGAUUGCAAGGCUCUUAAGCAUAAAGUUCAAGAUAUGAUUGAAGUCGGAGAGAUUGUAAUUAGGAAAAGGGAGGCACAAGGGCCGAAUAUAAAUAGGAACCCCUUGCCGGAACAUACUAAUACCAUUGGGGUCAUUCUGGACGACACAGAGUAUGACAAUCUAGUCCAAAAAUUGGCAAGGGAAGUUGAGGUGUUUGGGGUCACAGACCAACCAUUUGUAAUAGAAGAUGAACCGUUUGAGGAGGAUAAAAGACCUUUUAUUUUAGAUCUCACUCCAGCUGAGAGCGAGGCUUUGGAGCCAGUGGUCAUCGAAUUCCCAAAACAGGCGCCUGUUCUAAGUUUGCAGCAAGUGCCAUGGAAUUACAAUGAACCUGUCAUACAAAUUGGAAAAAAGUCAGUUGCCAAAGAAGAGGUGUCAGCAGUCACUAGAUCAGGGAGAAUUGCAAGUCCGUUUGGAGCUACCGUUCCGAUUCAAACAAAUAACCCUGAGCUGCCCGCUAAACCAACAAUUACUGAGAAGGAAGCCUUGGAUUUUCUUAAAAGGCUCCAAAGAAGCGAAUAUAAUGUAGUCGACAGGCUAAGCAAGUCGCCCGCCCAAAUAUUCAUGUUGGAUAUACUUUUUUCUUCUGAUAUGCAUAGGGAUGUGUUGCUCGAAGUGUUGACUAAAGCUCAAAUCCCUAAAAACAUUUCGGUUGCUAAUUUCUCACAUGUAGUUGGGAAUGUGUUGAUUGACAAUGGAUCUGCGCUUAAUAUCUGUCAUUGGAGUACCUUGGAAAAGCUAGGAUUGCAAGAUAUCAAGCUAAGGCGUUCAGGGACCAUAGUUAGAGGUUUUGAUGGAGCACAAAGAGAACCUAUAGGAGAAGUGGAUUUAGUAGUCGAGAUGGGGCCCGCGCAGUUUCAAAUAGCCUGCCAAGUUAUGCACUUUCCUAGUGUUUACAAUGUUUUGCUUGGACGUCCGUGGAUUCAUAAGUCCGGGGCUGUGCCGUCUUCAUUGCAUCAAUUGUUGAAAUUCAUAGUAAAUGACAAAUUGAUAACUAUCUUUGCCGAGGAGGAUUGCCUCGUAAUUGCUGAUUCUGGGUCCGAAGAAGAUGGUAGCCGAAACGCCACAGUGACCCCUCAUAGCACAGCUGAUAUCGUCUCCGUAAGUUGGAUAACAAAAGAGGAACGAGCUGUGUCAAAAGCCAGUGUCAUGAUGGCCAAGGAAAUGAUCCGCGGAGGAUAUGAGUCUGACAAAGGGCUGGGACGUGAUCUACAAGGAAUUCUGAAACCAGUGAAAAUUGUGGAGAAGAAGGAUUCAUUCGGUUUGGAUUUCCGACCAACCGCUAAAGACAUCAAAGAAAUGAAGGAACGCAAGAGAGCAGAGAAAGAAGGCAGGCAAAAGGCCUUUGAUAUUCCACCACUGCAUUAUACUUUUCCACGACCAACCAAGGUGAUCACGUCAGAGAUUAACCCAGUUGACGAAAUCGAAACUAGUUUGGCCCAAUUGUUCGUUGGGGCAACAUUUGAAGACAGUUUUCCAGAUGAGCCCGAGUUUCCCGACAUCCCUGAAGGAUCAAUUUCCAAUUGA
Molecule: messenger RNA, 1665 nt
Organism: Coffea arabica (coffee)
Lineage: Eukaryota; Viridiplantae; Streptophyta; Magnoliopsida; Gentianales; Rubiaceae
Molecular function (GO): nucleic acid binding
Source: RefSeq, a predicted model, not a curated record